Molecule: messenger RNA, 4547 nt
Organism: Theobroma cacao (cacao)
Lineage: Eukaryota; Viridiplantae; Streptophyta; Magnoliopsida; Malvales; Malvaceae
Product: early endosome antigen
Source: RefSeq, a predicted model, not a curated record
UUACACAAAUUUUUCAUCACCUCCACCAUUCUUCACCCCUUCUCCUUUCUCGUUCCUCCAAUUUUCACCAUUUUCUUCUUUUUCGUAGCUUCCCGAAAUACAACACCAUUAAACAAAUAGUAAGCCAAACCAAAGCAAAGCAAAUCAAAUCUAAUCCAACUUUUGCUCAUCAGGUGAACAAGUGUUAAGAGCAGCAAUUUAAUUUAAAUAUGGAAGGAGAGACUUUAGUCAGUACUGAAAUCCCAGUGAAGGAUGCUGUUGAGGACACUGAAAGUGUGAAGGCCUCAAACGGAGACUUGCCUCAAGUAGUAGGAAAGAAAGAAGAGGAAGAAACCACCUUUGAUGGAGAGUUCAUUAAAGUGGAGAAGGAAGCACUGGAUACGAAGGAUGGUUCUAAUGUGGCUAAGCCUGCAUCCGUGCAGGAUAAUGAGCUAACCAUCAAGGAAAGAAGCUUAAGCAAUUCAAGUAGAGAACUUCUUGAAGCCCAAGAAAAGAUGAAGGAACUCGAGCUUGAAUUUGAAAGAUUGACUGGAGCAUUAAAGCAGUCUGAAUCAGAAAAUAGCCGGCUGCAGGAUGAGGUUUUGCUUGCAAAGGAUAAGUUGGAUGAAGGGGGAAAGAAAUACAAUGAACUUGAUCUCAGUCAUAAGAAAUUGCAAGAGCAGAUCAUUGAAGCUGAGCAGAGAUACAGUUUACAGCUAACCAAUUUGCAAGAGGCUUUGCAAGCUCAAGAGGCAAAACAGAAGGAACUCACUGAAGUGAAGGAAGCAUUUGAUGGUCUCAACAUUGAGAUUGAUAUCUCAAGAAAGAGGAUGCAAGAUUUGGAGCAGGAUCUGCAGAGUUCUGCAGAAGAGGCAAGGAAGUUUGAAGAACUGCACAAACAAAGUGGCUUUCAUGCUGAGUCUGAGACCCAGAGGGCAUUGGAGUUUGAGAGAUUGCUUGAAACUGCAAAACUUAGUGCAAAAGAAAUGGAAGAUCAGAUGGCUUCCCUGAAGGAAGAACUCAAGGCCGUGAAUGAGAAGGUUGCAGAAAACCAGAAGGUCAACGCAGCACUUCAAAGCACUACAGCAGAACUUUCUGCUGCUCAGGAGGAGUUGGCACUUUCUAAGUCACUAGUGUUGGACUUGGAGCAAAGACUAGCAUCAAAGGAAGCUCUUGUCAGUGAACUGACUCAAGAGUUGGACCUGACAAAGGCUUCAGAAUCCAAGGUGAAGGAAGAUAUCUCAACUCUUGAGAACAUUUUUGCUGCAAGUAAAGAAGAUCUGCAAGCAAAGGUUUCCGAGUUGGAAGACAUCAAGUUGAAACUGGAGGAGGUAGCGAAAGCAAGGGAAUUGGUUGAAGCUGGGCUGAAGGACAAAGAAGUACAGGUGUCGAUUGUACAGGAAGAAUUAAGUAAAGUGCUAAAAGAAAAAGAAGCUCUAGAAACAGCUGCAGUAGAUCUCAACACUAAUGCAGCACAGAUGAAGGAGCUGUGCAGUGAACUUGAAGAAACACUGAAGGUUUCAAAUGAGAAUUUCUGCAAAACUGAUUCUCUUUUGUCUCAGGCUCUGUCUAAUAAUGAGGAGCUUGAGCAGAAACUGAAAUCUCUAGAAGAGCUCCAUAAUGAAUCUGGAGCUGCUGCAGCAACUGCUACUCAAAAGAAUCUUGAGCUGGAGGAUAUACUUCGAGCUUCAAAUGAAGCAGCAGAAGAUGCAACAUUGAAACUGAGGGAGCUUGAGGCACGCUUUAUAGCAGCUGAGCAGAGGAAUGUGGAGCUUGAACAACAGUUAAAUUUAUUAGAAUUGAAAGGGUUUGAAGCUGAGAAAGAACUGAAAGAAUUCUCUGGGAAAAUAUCUGAACUCACCACAAAGUUGGGAGAGGUUGAGGAAGAAAAGAAACUGCUGAACAAUCAAAUGCAGGAGUACCAGGAGAAGGUAGCAGAGCUAGAGUCAGCUCUAAACCAGUCAACAGCUCGGAACUCAGAGCUUGCAGAGGAGUUGAAGAUCGCUGUGGAGAGAAGUGCUGAACAUGAGGACCGAGCUAAUAUGAGUCAUCAGCGCAGCCUUGAGCUAGAGGAUCUGUUCCAGACAUCUCAUUCCAAAUUAGAGGGUGCCGAUAAGAAGGUGAAAGAGUUGGAGUUGUUACUUGAAGCAGAGAAGUACAGGAUUCAGGAACUUGAGGAACAGAUAAGCAAAUUAGAAAAAAAAUGUGAGGAUGCUGAAGAUGAGUCCACGAGAUACUCAGGACAGAUAUCUGAACUUGCAUCCGAACUGGAGGCAUUCCAAACUAGGGCAUCAAGCCUUGAAAUUGCAUUGCAAAUGGCCAAUGAGAAGGAAAGGGAAUUGACAGAGUGCUUGAAUUUAGCAACAGACGAGAAGAAAAAGUUAGAAGAGGCAUCCCAUGACUCCACCGGGAAGCUUGCCGAAGCAGAAAAUCUAGUGGAAAUAUUGCGGAGUGAUUUAAAUAUGACACAGCAGAAGUUGGAAAGCAUUGAAAAUGAUCUUAAGGCUGCCGGUUUCAGAGAAAGCGAGGUAAUGGAAAAGCUCAAAUCUGCUGAAGAGCAACUAGAGCAACAUGUAAGAGUAAUAGAGCAAGCUAGUGCAAGAAACUUGGAGCUUGAAUCAUCACAUGAAUCCUUAACAAGGGAUUCAGAACUUAAGCUCCAACAAGCAAUGGAAAACUUCACCAACAAGGAGUCAGAGGCCAAAUCUCUGUUUGAGAAACUUAAAAUUUUUGAAGAUCAGGUAAAGGUUUAUGAAGAACAGGUUGCUGAAGCAGCUGGAAAGUCCACAUCUCUAAAAGAAGAAUUGGAUCAGAGUUUAAUAAAGCUGGCUUCUUUAGAAAGCAAUAAUGAACAGCUCAGAAAAGAGAUAUUGGAAGCAGAAAAUAAAGCUGUUCAGUCUUCCUCAGAGAAUGAACUUUUAGUUCAGACAAACAUUCAGCUCAAGAGCAGAGUUGAUGAACUUCAGGAAUUGCUUAAUUCAGCUGUUUCUGAGAAGGAAGCAACUGCUCAAGUAGUUGCUUCUCAUAUGUACACAAUUAGAGAAUUAUCAGAUCAGCAUACAAGAGCCUCAGAACUUCGAGCUGAAGCUGAAGCCCAAAUCGUGGAAGCAGAAGCACAGUUACAUGAAGCUAUUGAGAAAUACGCUAAGAAAGAAUCAGAAGCCAAUGAAUUGAUUGAAAAGCUAAAUUUGCUUGAAGGCCAAAUUAAAACAUAUGAAGAACAAGCUCAUGAAGCAUCCACAUUAGCUGUAUCUCGAAAAGUUGAGGUGGAAGAGACUCUUGUUAAAUUAAAGCAACUGGAAAGGUUUGUUGAGGAACUGGAAACCAAGUCUGCUCACUUUGAAAAGGAGAGUGGAGGACUAGCUGUGGCAAAUUUGAAGCUGACUCAGGAACUCGCCAUGCAUGAGUCAAAACUUAGUGAUUUGGAGGGCAAACUGUCUGCAGUCGUGAUAGAGAAGGAUGAAACAGCUGAACAACUUCACAGUUCAAGGAAGGCUAUAGAAGAUUUAACACAACAGCUUACUUCUGAAGGGAAGAGAUUAGAAUCUCAGAUUUCUUCGCUGAUGGAGGAGAGUAACCUGCUCAAUGAAACACAUCAAAAUACAAAGAAGGAACUUCAAUCUGUAAUAUUACAGCUUGAAGAGCAAUUGAAAGAAGAAAAAGAAAACAAAGAAUCUUUACAAUUGGAGAUUAAAAAUCUCAAGGCUAAGAUUGCCGAGAGUUCCGUGCUGCAAACUCGUGUCAGAGAUCUUGAAGGACAGUUGGUGACUGUUGAAACUCAAUUGAAAGAAGAGGUUGAAAGUGUUAAGACGGCUGCCUCUGUCAGAGAGGCAGAAUUAACUUCAAAAUUAGAGGAUCAUGCACAAAAAAUCAGUGAUAGAGAUGCUAUCAAUGAACAAGUGCUUCAACUGCAAAGAGAUCUACAACUUGCUCAGAUAACUAUUACUGAACAGAAAGAAGCAGAUUCUCAGAAAGAGUUGGAACGAGAAGCAGCUUUAAAGCGUUCCCUUGAUGAGCUUGAAGCCAAAAAUAAAGAAGCAUUACUUCUCGAGGAGCAGGUCAAAAAGUUGGGAGAAAAGUUGCAACUGGCUGAAGCCAAAGUGAAGGGUGAUGGGAGUGCGGCUGAGUCCAAGGAUGGAGUAGAGGUCAAAUCCAGGGAUAUUGAUGGAUUAACUUUUUCAGCACCAUCAAAACGUAAGAGUAAGAAAAAGUUGGAAGCAGCUUCUGUGCAAGCUGCCUCCUCCUCCUCAGUUACCCACACUGAGGAGGCUUCUCCUUUGACAAGCUUGAAGUUCAUUUUGGGAGUAGCCCUUGUGUCAGUGAUCAUUGGUGUUAUCUUGGGAAAGCGUUAUUAGGUUAGGUGUCGUGGUUCUUGGUUGAUUUUUCUUUUUGUAUUUUUCCUUCUUCAUAUAAGUCAUGCACAGCAGAAAGGAAAGCUUUAUUUUGUGUAUGCUUUCUUGCUCAGAUUUUGAGGUUGGUUGGGGAACUUGUUUUCAUUCCUUCCCUUGCCCUGUUUGUCAAAGCACAGUUGGUUUAUGUUAUCAUCAUUCAAGUUUGUAUUCCGUAAA